GGUAAACAUUUUUAAUCACAAACACAAAAAAUGAAACUAAUUGUUCAGCACUCUCAUAUAAAAAUGGUGGUAAAAAUAGUGGUUACCUUGUUUCUUCUUGCAUUUGGCCUUGCUCAUGCUAGAUAUCCAAUUUUCCCAACCCCAUAUGCUCCUCCAUCAAACGGAAUUGUGAAGACAUCAGUGAAUCAAUUCCCAGGCUUUACACCUCCAUUUUACCCUCCAGGACACAAAAAACAUCCACCAAGUCUAGAACAUCCAGCUAAGAAUGCGAAGAUGUCAAUAAACUAAUAUUUAUACAUAUAUUUGUUUUUCCGGUUAUAAAAAUUGCACCCUAUAAAUUGAUAUGUUUUAAAAUAAAAUAAAUAUAGUACCUGAUAAUGUAAAAUUUGUUUGGUAUUAUUGUGCAUUUUAAUAUCAUAAAUUUAUAUUACUUUAUCCAUUU
Arabidopsis thaliana (thale cress) is the source of this 442-nucleotide messenger RNA. RefSeq lists its product as uncharacterized. The transcript has a single exon. The record is from RefSeq and is marked reviewed. Lineage: Eukaryota; Viridiplantae; Streptophyta; Magnoliopsida; Brassicales; Brassicaceae. Bases 31 to 288 code for a protein of 85 amino acids.